ACUUUGGUCAAUACCAAUGUGUAAAAGCAUCUGAAAUGAGAUAUAUUGAGGCAUAUCUUGUUUAUUAAGUCAGUAUGACGUUAAUUGAGAAGGAUGUUUAAGGGUCCUAGAGAUUUAAAUCAUGUUGACCUGACCAAAUUUUCAGGACACAAGGAUGAGGUUAACUGUGUGGCGUUUUCUCCAGAUUUCCAGUUUGUGGUAACAGGAAGUGAUGACCAGCGGGUCCGAGUUUUUAAUUGUAAGACAGGGGAGAUGGUGUGUAAACUCAAAGGACAUACAGGUGCAAUAAAGAGUGUAGCAGUUGGCCCAGACAGUAAAUAUUUUGCCAGUGGAUCUUAUGAUAAAAGUUUAAGACUAUGGCGGACCAGAGAUGCAGAGUUAAUACAUGAAUUAUUAGGUCACUCUAAGAGUGUUGAGGUUGUGGUUUUCUCCCCUGAUGGUGAACACUUGGCCUCGGGCUCCUGGGAUAGAACGGCUAUUCUUUGGGAUAAAGAGAGAGGUGUUCCAAUCAGAAUAUUUACUGGACAUGAUGGUUUGGUACAGUCAGUAACCUUCUCCCCUGAUGGACGGUGGCUAGCCACUGGAUCCUGGGACUUUACUGUCCGACUAUGGACACUGAACAGUCCGGACGGUUUGGACAAAGUGACGGUGUUAGAGGGGCACAAAGGGAACAUCCAUUCAGUAGUGUUCUCCAAAGACGGAAUGCUGGCUUCCGGUUCCUGGGAUAAGACAGUCCGUUUAUGGAAUCCCCGGAAUGGACAGCCUAUUCAUGUCCUGAAGGGACAUGAGGGUUGGGUCCAGGCUCUGGCUUUCUCCCCAGAUGGAAUCUAUGUGGCCAGUGCCAGUGACGACGAGUCGGUCCGAAUAUGGGACGUGGCUGAGGGUUCCUGUAUUAGUGUACUAGAGGGAAAGACAGACAUAGCACAGCACUGUGCUUUCACGCCAGGUGGCGCUCUGAUCGCAUCUGGGGCCUGGGGAGCGACUCUGAAUUUCACCUAAACAUGAAUGUUUUUUAUGAGACUUGUUAAAAGAAAUUCUGGUCAAAUAUAUUCAUGUAAAGAUGCUUUUAGCUCACCUUAGCAAGGGGCUAAUAAGAUUUUCUGAUUGAAUUUUGUUUUUCCUGUAUCUGCUUGUUAUGAGAUCUUCACAUAUACUCAACACUUAGUGACAAAAGUCUGUCUCUUAAACUGAAAUGUAGCUGUCAUAAUUAUUGUACACUGUAUUACAAAUCAAUCGAAACUUGGACGUUUGACAGGCAUCGACAUUCUUAUACGUAAAUCUCACCAUACUGUCUAGCAUUGAUGGAUACUGUAAUUCACACAAGUCCAAAUGACAUAUACAUGUGUAAGGAAAGCGAGUAAAUUUUACUUGGUUUAAUCUGUUCAGACAAAUGUUUUCAAUGGGAUUUAGACUUUGUCGACAAUACCAAAAAGCCCAAAGUAUCUUGAAAUUUCCUCAAGUCCAGGCCCCAAGACUAUAAACUGAGAACAGACUUUUAAAGUUAAAAUUUUAAAUCCAAAUAACUUUGGAAAUAAUUUUGAUAACAGAACAAAAUUUUUAUCAUAUGUUUAUACUGGAAUAUUAUACUAACCUGCAAAAUUUUAAGUAUGUAUUUUAAAUAAAACUCAAGAUAUUCAAAAUCAAAAUUUUGACUUAAGUCUGUUCUCAGUUUAUGGUCUCAAAGCCUGGGUGAUUUGAAUUGUUUAUUGAGAUUGCUUCUUUUGGUGAUCAGAAACAAUUUGUAUUCCAUUAUAUGGCCACAGUGCUCAUCAUUGACCGAAAUAUAUCAACUUAUAACCAAGAACGACUGCAUAUCAAGUCAAAAUAUGUAGAACGACUUUUUUCUAUAGUUCCCUAGAACUAUUUUACAUGAGGUAAAUUGAAAUCCUUUAUGGCCAGUGAAUAGAGAAAAUCAACUUCACCAAAAUAGCUCUGGACAUAGGAGACACUGAAUUAUACUUGUCAUAGAUCUCUACCUUCACCUACCAUUGAAGGAGAAUAUGUUCACAGAUUAGAUAACGCAGCCGGUGUAUCUGGCAUAUUUCAGGUGAGCAUUGUAGUACAUGAACCUAUUAUUUACAUCUCAUAUAUGCAUUUUAUCAUGCCUUUAUUUUUUGUCCUUUUUGCAUUUCUUGUAAGGGAUUGAAGAGUAUAUAUUUUAAAUAAAAUGUGUAAGUUAA
This is a messenger RNA of Saccostrea echinata, 2180 nucleotides long. RefSeq names its product WD repeat-containing protein 38-like. Bases 94 to 999 code for a protein of 301 amino acids. The transcript is spliced from 8 exons. NCBI's taxonomy places the organism in Eukaryota, Metazoa, Mollusca, Bivalvia, Ostreida, Ostreidae. Gene Ontology annotation, molecular function: protein binding. The record is from RefSeq and is a predicted model, not a curated record.